Molecule: messenger RNA, 975 nt
Organism: Lipotes vexillifer (Yangtze River dolphin)
Lineage: Eukaryota; Metazoa; Chordata; Mammalia; Artiodactyla; Lipotidae
Gene: CLEC11A
Product: C-type lectin domain containing 11A
Exons: 4
Coding region: 1-975 (324 amino acids)
Biological process (GO): ossification
Molecular function (GO): growth factor activity
Source: RefSeq, a predicted model, not a curated record
AUGCAGGCAGCCUGGCUCCUCGGGGCUCUGGUGGUACCCCAGCUCCUGGGCUUCAGUCAUGGAGUUUGGGGAGCCCAGCGGGAGUGGGAGGGGGGGUGCGCUGGCCCCCAGGAGGAGGAGCGGGAGAGGGAGGCCCUGAUGCUGAAGCAUUUACAGGGAGCCCUGGGACUGCCUGCUAGGAGGGGGGAUGAAAAUCCUGAGGGAAACCCUGAAGGCAAAGGGGCCUGGGCGACUGAGAAGGACGGUCAGGGGGAGGAAGGCGAGGAGGAACCAACCACAACUCCCUACUUUAGCCCCAGCCCCUCUCCCACCUCUGAAGACACCUUCACUUAUAUCCUGGGUCGCCUGGCCGGCCUGGACGCAGGCCUGCACCAGGUGCACGUCCGUCUGCACGCGUUGGACACCCGCGUGGCCGAGUUGAGCCGGGGGCUGCGGCAGCUGCGGGAGGUGGCGGGUGACACCCGCGACGCCUUGCAAGCCCUGAAGGAGGCGCAGAGCCGCUCCGAACGCGAGCAUGGCCGCUUAGAGGGCUGCCUGAAGGGGGUGCGCCUUGGCCACAAGUGCUUCCUGCUCUCGCGCGACUUCGAGGCUCAGGCAGCGGCGCAGGCGCGGUGCGUGGCGCGGGGCGGAAGCCUGGCGCAGCCGGCGGAUCGUCAGCAGAUGGAAGUGCUUACUCGCUAUCUGCGCUCGGCGCUUGCCCCCUACAACUGGCCCGUGUGGCUGGGUGUGCACGACCGGCGCGCCGAGGGCCUCUACCUCUUCGAGAACGGCCAGCGCGUGUCCUUCUUCGCCUGGCACCGCGCCCCAAGCCCCGAGCCCGGCGCCCGGCCCAGCGCCGCGCCGCACCCGCUCAGCCCCAACCAGCCUAACGGCGGCGCGCUCGAGAACUGCGUGGCGCAGGCCUCGGACUACGGCUCCUGGUGGGACCACGACUGCGAGCGGCGCCUCUACUAUGUUUGCGAGUUCCCCUUUUAA